Mus caroli (Ryukyu mouse) is the source of this 2287-nucleotide messenger RNA. RefSeq names its product chromosome unknown C5orf22 homolog (gene CUNH5orf22). The record is from RefSeq and is a predicted model, not a curated record. NCBI's taxonomy places the organism in Eukaryota, Metazoa, Chordata, Mammalia, Rodentia, Muridae.
GAAGCGCAACCGGGUGAGCGCGGGUUUCCGCUGCGAUCUAGCCGUGGGGGCGCGCGGCUUCGGGCUGCCGGGCUCCUCUCCCGCGUGUCCCGCGGCCUUCCUGAGUCGCGCGGAGACAUGAGUGACACCGGAGGCGACCGCGCGCGCCUCAGGCGCUACCCCAAGCUCCCGGUGUGGGUGGUGGAGGAUCACCAGGAGGUUCUGCCUUUCAUAUACAGGGCCAUAGGUUCGAAGCAUCUUCCUGACAGUAAUAUAAGUUUCUUACAUUUGGACUCCCACCCAGACCUCCUUAUUCCUGUGAACAUGCCAGCAGACACUGUGUUUGAUAAGGAAGCACUCUUUGGAGAACUGAGUAUCGAAAAUUGGAUUAUGCCUGCAGUUUACGCUGGCCAUUUUUCUCAAGUAAUCUGGCUUCAUCCCACAUGGGCCCAGCAAAUCAGAGAGGGCAAACACCACUUCUUAGUAGGCAAAGACAUUUCUACCACAACCAUCAGGGUUACGAGUACAGAUUAUUACUUCCUAAGUGAUGGCCUCUUUGUCCCUGAAGACCAGCUAGAGAACCAAAGGCCCUUACAGUUAGAUGUGAUUAUGGUAGAGCCUUACAAACUCUGUAGCAAACAAGAUGACAGUGACUCUGUGUCUUCUACAAAGAAGCCCAAGCUGGCACUGGGAAGUGGAGAGAGCAGUGCUGCGGCUGAUGGGGACUCUUGCUCAGAAGGACGUCGAGGAGACGCAAUGACACCAAGGAGUGACCAUGCUUGCCAGGAGCCGUCCUGCUCAUGUUCCGGAGGUCAACAGAGCCAGAACACAGCCAGCGCUGGGGCGAUUCUGGACAUACUGAAGACGGGAGAUGCGUUUGUUUUAGAUAUUGACUUGGAUUUUUUUUCUGUCAAAAACCCCUUCAAAGAAAUGUUCACUCAGGAUGAGUACAAAAUUCUACAGGAGCUUUACCAGUUUAAAAAGCCUGAUAGUAACCUUCCUGAGGACGGUUUGGUGGAUGUUGUUGAUGCUCGAACUCAUCAGUUGGAAGAUUUAGAAGCAGUCUUUGCUGAUUUGUGUGACGGUGAUAGUGAAGAAACCGUACAGAGCUGGGCUUCAAACCCUGGGAUGGGGUCACUAGUUCCACUUGUACAGAGUUUGAAAAAACGGAUGGAAGUACCAGACUAUGAAAUGGUCCACCAGGCUGGGCUAACCUGCGAUUAUUCAGAACUUCCUCAUCAUAUCAGCACAGAAGAAGAAAUUGAGUAUCUUAUUCAGUCUGUGUAUUUGCUAUUAAAAAGUCUACCAAAACCUACUCUUGUGACAAUUGCAAGGUCCAGUCUGGAUGAUUACUGUCCUCCGGAACAAGUUGACAUGAUUCAGGGAAAGGUCCUCGACGUGCUGCACUCGCUCUACGGGACCCUGGACACUCACCUGGUGUACUCAGAAGAGUCCCCUUCGAGCUGAGACCAUGCUAGGCUGCUGUGCAAUUUGGCACAGUGAUAGACCAGGCUUUUGUUUCUGGGCUUCCAGAGUGCACUUUCUUGUUAACUCUCAGUUGGAGUCAGAAAGAUACUUGGAAUCAAAUCUCCACGCAAGUAUCAGUGAACAACCACGUAUAACACUUGGGGUAGACGCAGGGGUUCUUGUUUGGCUUUAUUGUUUUUACAUCAAAUCCGUUACCCCGGUUGAUGGCUGUUAUCUUCCUUGCUUCCCAUCGCUGCCUUUGAUUCUGUAAGAGGUUUUUGGUUUUUUUUUUUCUCUUUCCCCAACAAGGGUUUGGAUGAUAUGAGAUUUAUUUAUUUAUUCGCUGAUGUUUAUUUAGCACUUUUGAGAGCCAGGCGCUGUUAAAGACAAGCUGCUCUGCCCUCGUGUGGGAGACCUGUGAAGCAAAUAAGGGCCCACAGCAGUCUCAGGGAAAAAGGGAGCGCCACGGCUGCGUCUGGAGAACUGUCGGUUCUCAGGGCCCCCUGGCCAUAAGUGUAAAGUAACAUUCGCAAAAGGCAUGUCAAAGACCCUUGCCAGGCCAUGACCGUGUUUGCAGAAAGUCUGCCGCUCUAAGAGUGUUGGAAUUGUGCCCACGCGGUUGCUAAGUCUUCUCCAGACUAGUUUGUAUGCAAGGGGUGUGGUUGAAUAGACCUAAGCAGACAAUGUUGUUGUUGUUGUUGUUGUUGUUGUUGUUGUUGUUGUUGUUGUUGUUUUGGGUUGUUUGUUUCUUGUUGGUUGGUUUGGUUUGGCUUGGGGGUUUUGUUUGUUUUUUGUUUUUUUCCAGACAGGGUUUCUCUGUGUAGCCCUGGCUGUCCUGGAA